This is a messenger RNA of Zingiber officinale, 1659 nucleotides long. Its product is annotated as beta-eudesmol synthase-like. The coding region runs from base 1 to 1659 and encodes 552 amino acids. Lineage: Eukaryota; Viridiplantae; Streptophyta; Magnoliopsida; Zingiberales; Zingiberaceae. The record is from RefSeq and is a predicted model, not a curated record. The transcript has 7 exons. Gene Ontology annotation, molecular function: magnesium ion binding; terpene synthase activity. Gene Ontology annotation, biological process: diterpenoid biosynthetic process.
AUGGAGAAGCAACCAGUGACUCAUGUACUGAUCAGUGAUGAUCAAGGGAUUGUUCGUAAGUCAACAAAAUAUCAUCCAAGCGUUUGGGGUGAUUAUUUCAUCCAAAACUCGUCUCUCAAUCUAUUAGAGGAGUCCACUCAAAGGAUGAUAAAGAGAGUGGAAGAAUUGAAAGUGCAAAUAAAGAACAUGUUCAAGGAGACUGAUGAUGUAGUGCAGCUUAUGAAUUUGAUUGAUUCAGUUGAGAUUCUUGGACUAGAUUACCAUUUUGAGAAUGAAAUAAAUGAAGCAAUAAGAUUGAUCUAUCAAGUUGAUGGCAAGAGCUACGGGAUUUACGAAACUUCUCUAAGAUUUCGAUUGCUUAGGCAACAUGGAUAUUAUGUAAAUGCAGAUACUUUUAACAAUUUCAAAGAUGAGAAUGGAAGCUUUAUAUCUGCGUUGAAUGGAGAUGCCAAAGGACUACUAAGCUUAUAUAAUGCGUCUUACCUUGGAACACAUGGAGAGACCAUACUUGAUGAAGCCAUGUCUUUUACAAAAUCUCAACUUAUAUCCUUAUUGAGUGAACUUGAACAAUCUUUAGCAACACAGGUCACUCUUUUCCUUGAGAUACCACAAUAUCGAAGAAUUAAAUUUCUCUUAGCAAGAAAAUAUAUUCUUAUUUAUCAAGAAGAUGCCAUGCGAGAUGACGCCAUAUUAGAACUUGCAAAGUUGAAUUUCAAUUUACUUCAAUCUCUUCAUCGAGAUGAACUGAAGAAAAUUUCAAUAUGGUGGAAUGAUUUAGCACUUGCUAAAUCUCUAAAUUUUACUCGUGAUCGAGUUGUGGAAUGUUAUUAUUGGAUUCUUGCUAUGUAUUUUGAGCCUCAAUAUUCUCGUGCACGAGUGAUUUGUUCCAAAGUGAUUUCUCUUCUCUCAAUUAUGGAUGAUAUCUAUGAUAACUAUGGCACAUUGGAAGAGUGUACACUGUUAACUGAGGCAAUCAAAAGGUGGAAUCAUCAAGCUGUUGAUUGUUUACCAGAAUACCUGAAAGACUAUUAUCUCAAGCUAUUAAAGACUUGUGAAGAAUUUGAAGAAGAGUUGGAACUCAAUGAGAAGUACCGUGUGCUAUAUCUUCAAUAUGAAAUGAAGGCCCAAGUGAUAUCUUAUCUUGAAGAAGCUAAGUGGGGUAUCGAGCGACAUGUACCAUCACUUGAUGAGCACUUGCAUAAUUCGUUAAUCUCCUCUGGAUGUUCUAUAAUCUCUUGUGCCUCUUUUGUUGGUAUGGGAGAAAUGGCAACAAAAGAAGUAUUCGAGUGGCAUUCUAGUUUUCCCAAGGCCAUAGAAGCUUGCUGUGUAAUUGGUAGACUCUUGAAUGAUAUAAGAUCACAUGAGCUGGAGCAAGGGAGAGAUCAUGUCGCCUCUACAGUGGAAAGUUACAUGAAAGAGCAUGACACAAAUGCCAAAGUUGCAUGCAAUAAACUGCGAGAGAUAGUGGAGAAAGCAUGGAAGGAUCUAAACAACGAAAGUCUCAAUCUAACAAAAGUACCUCGGCCUAUUUUUGAAAGAGUACUCAACUUCUCAAGAUCAAUGGAAGAAAUAUAUAGGUACAUUGAUAUGUACACCAAUUCUGACACUACGAUGAAAGAUAAUGUGUCUUUGCUGUUGAUUGAACCUCUUCCCAUAUAA